Molecule: messenger RNA, 1356 nt
Organism: Paramecium tetraurelia
Lineage: Eukaryota; Ciliophora; Oligohymenophorea; Peniculida; Parameciidae
Exons: 4
Biological process (GO): protein phosphorylation
Molecular function (GO): ATP binding; protein kinase activity
Source: RefSeq, a predicted model, not a curated record
AUGCAAUAAAAGCGAAAUCAGGAAUAAUUGAGAAAUGCCUUAUAAUAACAACUGUUCCCAAAGAUGCAGAAGAAAAUCGAAUACUCGAAAGUGAAACCAAAAAGGGCAAUUAGAAUUGAGGAUGCCAACAAUAGACUUCCUUAGACAUUUCCUCAAAUCGAACCAAUGGAGAUUGACUUCCAAGCAAAAUAUAGGUUGGGAGAGAGGAUAGGUUAGGGAGCACACGGAGUGGUGAAAUAGGCGAUUAAGGAAGAUACGGGGGAGAUUGUGGCAGUCAAGAUUUCUAGUAGUGGAGAUCCUGAGUUGGUGAAGACUUUUACUGAAGCCUACAAAAAUGCAAGAAUGCUCAACCAUCAAUACAUUAUUAAAGUUUAUGAAUGCUACAUCGACGAACAAACAGAAGCACUAUUUUUAGUGAUGGAGUACUCAAAUCUACGCUCAUUGGAAGAAGUAAUGCGUCAUACCAAAUUAACCGAAGAAUAGAUCAAGAUUCUCAUCAGACACAUACUUCUAGCAUUGUAACAUAUCCACGAAAGAGGAGUUGCUCAUAGAGAUCUCAAACCAGAUAACAUUUUGAUCGAUCAAAAUUCAUUAGAUAUUAAAAUUAUCGAUUUUGGAGUUAGUAGAAGAUUUAAGAAAUAUAAUGGCAGAGAAUUCAUAGAUGUAGACAUGUGGACCAGAACUGGAAAUGUAUAUUAUACAGCUCCUGAAAUUCUCAUAGGGGGCGGCUACAAUGAGAAAGUUGAUCUAUGGUCCUUGGGAGUAUGUUUAUUUCGUAUCCUCUCUGGCAAUCUUCCCUUCUUUAAGGAUAGUGUCUUGGGCACAACUAAGAUGAUUUUAAAAGGGAAAUUUGAGUUGAAUCAUAGCAUUUCACACUUGGCACGAGAUUUCAUAAGGAGACUUUUAAACCCUAAUCCCCUAUAGAGAUUAUCUGCCUAAUUGGCCUUGCAGCAUCCUUGGUUGUAUUGUCAAGUAUCUGAUCGAUUAUCUCUCGAGAGUUCUUAACAUCCUAAAUCUAGUUACAGAACUAAUGAUGAUAUUAAGGACUUUAAUUAAUUUGAAAAGAAGAAUUCAUAUUACAGUAGAAAUUUGCAUAUGAGAAGUAAUACAAUGUCUAAGAGUCCUAUUGUGUAACAUGAUCGCCAAAUUUCACCUAAAUCUCCUCUUGAAAUCUUGCAAAAUGAUAUUGAUGGAGAGAUUCAAUAAUCCCCCUUGAUUAAAUUGAAAAAAAUUUAACAUUAAAUGAGCAAAGAAAUCAAUAUUAUAAGGAGAAAUAAGCAAAAUGAGUAGGGGUUUUUUAGAUUCAGAAUGCCUAACCAAUUUGGAAAUCGAAAUCUUCUACAAGAUUAUUAAUGA